Molecule: messenger RNA, 1445 nt
Organism: Aedes aegypti (yellow fever mosquito)
Lineage: Eukaryota; Metazoa; Arthropoda; Insecta; Diptera; Culicidae
Exons: 2
Coding region: 251-1438 (395 amino acids)
Source: RefSeq, a predicted model, not a curated record
GAAAAUCAUUUUCUGUGCUCAACUAAGGAAACGCUAGAACUCUAAAAAUAGGCACGUAGGCACCUUCUUCCACCGUUUCUGCGCGCGUCUCAAUCUCCCCCAUCCACCCAGGGUAGGGACUGCGGGAAGGUCGGUCGAUGUUUGUAACUGCACCAUCGUUUCACACAACACUCGCAACUGCGCAUCCAAGUAGUUUGGACGUGGAAAAUUUCCGCUCUGAGAAACGAUACAAUUCGAAUCCAAAAUCAAAAUGUCCAAAUCAAGUCCGAGCAGCUGUUCAGCGAAUUCUUCGGCCGCGGCGCACAAUGUUUUGGAAAUCGAACAAUGUUUGUUCCCGGUGCCGGAGGAGUUCUUCAUGAAAACCCCAAAGGCGGAAGAGUGCAUUUCGGUGGCAUUUAGUGAAUCGUUGGGAGAAAUUCCGAAAAUUCCGUCGUACACCAGACUGGAGGACCUUCUGUCUCAGGGGUUUUCUACGGAGGUCAUCGACAAGCUCUGCUUCAACGAGAUGCUACUGAUAAGUGCGGACAACGACGAAAUCGUUGGCGGGUUGGCCGUUCAGGUGGAAACCAUCGCAGACGAAGUGGUGGCCGUUUUCUGCAGCUCUCAUUUCUCUAUGGGUGAGGAUAGGACGGCUCGUUCUGAACUGCUGGCCUUGACCGAUAAACAAUUUAACCCAUUUCAGGAGAGAAAGUGUGAAACGGUUCUGGCGGGAGAUUUGAAACAGGAAAAGCAACUGCAGCUGUAUUUCGAAGAAGACCAAAGCGUCACAGCUUUUCGACAGGAAACAGUAGCGGACAAAUGUGAGAGCUUCGAAGGCACUCUCAACGCCGGUGAAGACGGCCUAUUGGUCCCGGAUGGUUUAAACAUUCUGUUCAUGCGAUAUUUGGUUUAUACUGGUUUCACAGGAGAAAUCCACACUCGAACAAUCGACAUUGAAGGUCGCAUCGGGCAUUCCCUGUAUCAAAUUUCCCAUGGUGCACCGAUUGAAAUUGACGGUGCUCUUCAAAAUACCAUGCAAGUAAUUCGGACAAUAUUCUACUCGGACACGGACGAACCGGAAAUCAGUACUAGUCUCUACCUCACCACCGGUCAUUUGGUGCGACACGCGUGGAACAACUCCAAAUAUUCCAUCAUCCUUAAUCCAAGGCAAACAAUCUCGGAAUUUCCGAUCGACGUAGAAGAUCUCUGUACCACAAUGCGUAUUUAUCUGGAAGAACUGGCUAAGCUACUGGAGGGAGCCCCUCAAGACCCAUCCUCCAGAAGUUCCAUUGCAAUGCAGAAGCAAUCGCAAAUCGUGCGGGCAGUGCUUUCGGAAAUUUUGAGAGACGCCACAGAAAAGGCUGCUGCCGUAUCGCGAAGACCAUCGGAAUGUUCCAUGACUUCUACGGCUAUUAGAGAUGUAUUGGUAGAUUUAAUAAAUCAGAUGUCUAUAAUGUAGCACCUAA